CCUUCCUGGAUGAUCAAUGAAGCACGCAACCAUCCAAUGAAAAGUUUCGCCUAACGAAAUCGUACAAUUCGACUGGCACGAUGACACCUCGCUCUCUCCCCCUCAUCUUCUUUGAAAAGGGGGAACAGAGGAUGAGAGAGAGAGAGAGAAUAUGUCAUGUGCGGAUGGCAGAUCCAGGCCUAGUGGAAUUUACUUGUUAAUCAUGGUGAAUGCUCAGGUAACCUCUGCUUCUUUCCGCUUUUGGCAGUUUUAGGGUUCUUUUUGUCGUCGCUUCUUGUUCCCGCGACUGCUCCUCCAAUCGAUCUCCUCAGCUCUGCUCCUCGAUCCCGCCCUCUUUCCUGGGGCCUUGUUGAAGUUAAAUAUGGAAUUUUUAUGAAUGGCUACUGAAGCAGUUGGUUCUCAAAGUUGUCUUGGUCCUUGUUUCUGAGGAACUUUUCACGAGUUAUGGAAAGAUCGGAAGAAGUAAAUGAGAUAAUUGAGGACUCAGAGCCUGAUGCUCCUCAUUUCAAAAGAGUAGAGAUUGACAAAGCACCAGAGGAGCCAAAUUGUGAUUCUGCACUAGAAACGCAAGCACAUAUUAACCUUGAAGAUGCUGAAUGGUCUGAACACUUUGCAUUGCUGCACCCACCUGGGUUGUUUGGUAACAGUGUCACAGAAAAGGACUUAAAUGUUGAUAUGCCAACAGAUUCUGGGCGUCAACCACACUGCUCAGGCCUCAACUCUCUAGGGAGACAGGAAGAGAUGGUAGAAGAGUUGACUCUGAAAAGCUAUAGGAAUCCUAACUUGUCUAUAGGAAGUAGCACAGGUAGCGGGGAGAAACCAUCAAAUAAGUUGGGUCUAUGGAAGAAUUUCACAAGACUUACAGGGAAAUCAAGAGACAAAGAUGUGAGUGAAUCCUUUUCAGUGGAUCACAGUGAUGAUUUCGACAACAAGGUUUUGCCUCCAUCAUCAGGUACAAAGAGAAUGCUAGUGACACAGUCUGAACCAAAAGCUUCUGGAUUGUCUGAUCAUAUAUCUAAGGCUCACAAGCAUCUCAGCUCAAAUACCGAGCCAACAAAUUCUCCUGUUGUGCUUCAGACCAAGGUUCCCUCGGGGUUUGGAUUUCACCAAUACUUGUUGAAGACUUCACUAAAGGGUAAAGGAGUCACAUUUCAAGGAAAGUAUAAUGCUCCUGGCACUGUGAUUUCUCAACAUGUUGAACAACCUAGUGCUAGCAUGGGCAUCACUUUGGCAUCAUCUCACACUCCUAGUGCUAAAGCAGAUGAUAUCUUGUUUGACAAGGUAGAAACUUCAAAUCCUUAUAAAAGAGAAAUUAUCUUGAGGGAAUGGCUUAAGCCUAAAGACCAAAAGAUAAAUAAGGUUGAACGCAUGCAUAUAUUUAAGCAGAUUGUGGAUUUUGUUGACAUCUGUCACUCCCGACAGAUCAUUUUACAAAAUUUACGACCGUCAUAUUUUGUCAAGUUGCCCUCAAAUCAAGUUAAAUACAUUGGCUCGUUUGCCCCACAGAGUGAGAUAGAGCAUCAAGAUUCUGUGGGACGAUAUAUUCACCAUCUAGACAGCCGUUUGAAAAGAAAGAAGGGCAGUGGCCAGGAUAAUGACACUCGUCAAGUUUCUUCGGUGAAGCUACAGAAAUUUCAUGGUCUUAAGUGUUUUAGUAGCGAGCACCCCACAUGCCCGUCAUGCAGUGAUUUUGAAGGUGUUGAUCAUCUUGAACAUGAUGCUGAUAAUUUCAGAUCAAGCAAUCCUAGCAAUGAUUCUAUGGUAUUAAAAUUGGACAGAAAGAACAUGCACGGCAAUUCUAGUUUCAACAGCCAACAGUCCACACUACUGAAAUUGGAGGAGAGUUGGUAUGCUAGUCCUGAGGAAAUAAAUGAUCACACAUGCUCCUUUUCAACAAAUGUUUACAGUCUUGGGCUUCUUCUGUUUGAGUUGUUAUGCUGCUGCAAAACUUGGAAACUCCAUUCUGCUGAAAUGUUGAAUCUGCGCCACCGUAUUCUUCCACCAACCUUUGUGUCAGAAAAUCUUAAGGAAGUUGGCUUUAUUCUUUGGCUGUUGCAUCCUGACCCUUCUUGUCGCCCAAGACCAAGGGAUAUUCUUCAAAGUGAUCUGUUAAAUGAAAGUAAAGAUUUGCUCUCGGUAGAUAAAUCAUCAGCUUUGGUAGAAGAGGAAGAUGCAGAAUCAGAUUUGUUAUUGUAUUUUCUUUCAUCUUUGAAAGAAGAAAAAGUGAAGCAGGCCUCAAAGCUAGAAGCAGAACUUGCCUGGUUAAAGGCAGAUAUAGAGGAGGCUGAAAAAAGACACUUAUCAAGAGCUCAGUUAUAUUUGGAUAGCACAAAGUUCCUAUUAAAUCGCGUAGAUUCUUCCAGCAUGAAUGAAAACACAGUAUCACAUAUUCAACAACUACAAUCACAUUCCAAAUCAAAUAAAUAUGAGCAGAGGUUGAUGAAGAAUUUUGAUCAACUAGAAAAUGCAUACUUCUCUCAAAUCUCAAAAAUUGACACAGCUGGUCCUAUUACUGCAAUCCAUUCUGACUGUGGCAUUUUGAAGAAUAGUAAUAGAUAUUCCCUUAUUCAGAAUGAUGCAAAUGAAGCAAAGGAUUGUCUGGGCACCUUCUUUAAUGGUUUGUGCAAGUAUGCUCGGUAUAGUAAAUUUGAAGUUUGUGGGAGUUUGAAAAAGGUAGACACCUUCAACUCUGUGAAUGUCAUUUGUGCUUUGAGUUUCGACCGUGAUGAGGAUUACUUUGCUGCUGCUGGAGUAUCGAAGAAAAUUAAGAUUUUUGAGUUUGGUGCGCUUUUGAAUGACAAUUUGGAUGUUCAUUACCCACUGGUUGAAAUGUCUAGUAGAUCCAAGCUCAGCUGUGUCUGUUGGAAUACUUAUAUAAAUAGUUAUUUGGCUUCAGCAGAUUAUGAAGGUGUCGUCCAGUUAUGGGAUGCAAGUACUGGGCAUGGAUUCACUAGGUUCACAGAGCACCAGAAACGAGCAUGGUCUGUCAAUUUCUCUGUAGUUGAUCCAACUAAGCUGGCAAGUGGAAGUGAUGACUGCACUGUGAAACUCUGGAGCAUCAAUGAGAAAAAUUCUAUAGACACCAUAAGAACUAUGGCCAAUGUGUGUUCUGUCCAAUUCUCAUGUUCCUCGCACCUCUUGGCUAUUGGAUGUGCUGACUACAAAACCUACUGUUAUGAUUUAAGGAACACUCGAAUUCCUUGGUGUACUCUUUCUGGGCAUGGAAAGGCAGUCAGCUAUGUUAAAUUUAUAGAUUCAGAAACACUUGUUUCUGCAUCAACUGACAACACACUUAAAAUUUGGGAUCUUGAGAAAACAAAUUCUGGUGGUUUCUCCACCAAUGCCUGCAGCCUAACUCUAAGUGGUCAUACCAAUGAGAAGAAUUUCAUUGGCUUGUCUGUUUGUGAUGGGUAUAUAGCAUGUGGUUCAGAAACAAAUGAAGUUUAUGCUUAUUAUAGAGCAUUUCCCAUGCCAAUGACUUCGCACAAAUUUGGCUCCAUUGACCCAAUAACGGGGCAAGAGACAAAUGAUGAUGGUGGACAAUUUGUCUCGAGUGUCUGCUGGAGAAGCAAAUCAAAUAUGGUCAUCGCAGCAAAUUCCACAGGAAGAAUAAAAGUUUUGAAGCUUGUUUGAUAAAAAAAAAAAAAGUUGUCAUAAUUAAUCUCCAUGAUGUUCCUGAUGGCAAACUUGGCAUUCUGCUGAAGUCGCAACCAGUCUGUCAAUAUGCACAUGAUAUAUGCACCUUAUGUGCGCCACUGCCAUUUUAUUCUGAAACUUUAUGUUGCCAAGGCUUCACCAGAAACAAAUUCCAAGAUGCCAAAGUGUCAAAGGAAUGACACGACCUGAGAAUCACAACUAUCAUCAUCAAUUAAACAAGGAGGUGCUGCAAUGUGAUGCUUAUUUCUUCCAAGUUUUAUUCUGAUAUGUGAUGCACAAAAUUGAUUUGUCGAUUGAUACCAGCAACUCGCCGAAAUAGAAAACUCCAAAAUCCUUGCUGUAAAGCAAGAGGUUCCAGGUUUUAGUUUUUCCUACGAGAGGCACUAUACUUUGCAUAUAGAGGUGCUUCCUAUGAUCAGAAUGUACUAUAAUGGUUACCUACCUAAUGAUUCUUUACAGAACUAGAUUAGAAGAGAAAUGAGUUGUGAAAAAUCGAUUUUGUUGUAGUUUGUGAAAGAAUUUCCAAUGUUCUUGGAAGUUGCUGUAAAUGUUGAUCUAGUGUUGAUAAUAUAUUAAGUGUGCAUGUUUUGUUUCAGAAGAAAAUUCAGAUUUG
This is a messenger RNA of Zingiber officinale, 4270 nucleotides long. RefSeq names its product protein SUPPRESSOR OF PHYA-105 1-like. The record is from RefSeq and is a predicted model, not a curated record. Gene Ontology annotation, biological process: photomorphogenesis. Lineage: Eukaryota; Viridiplantae; Streptophyta; Magnoliopsida; Zingiberales; Zingiberaceae. Bases 445 to 3633 code for a protein of 1062 amino acids. Gene Ontology annotation, molecular function: protein binding. The transcript is spliced from 8 exons.